AUGCGACAUGCUCUUGACGAUGAUAAGCGUACUCGUGAUGUGAGAAAACAGAAGUUGCAAAAAGAAAAACUUUUAUCCAGUAUGUUAGAGAACGCUCUUGGUGAAGAACAACAAAAAAGAGCAAGACUGGAAGAAGAAUUAAGCCGAGUGAAGAAUGCUGGUAAUGAACGGGCAAGAACCUUGGAAAACCAACUUCGUGAUACAUCUCGUAUGUGCGAAUUAAAGAAAGUGGAGGUUAGAGAAAAAGUAGCUGCUGUUAAUAAAUUACAGGUGCUUCUUGAAGAAAACAAACAAUUUUGUACCAAACUGGAAGAAAGAUUGCAAGCCGAACAAGUAUCAAGUCAUUCUCUCCAACUCCAGCUCGAAGCAAAUGAGCUCAUCAUAAGAGAACUACGACUUAAAGUGGAACAGGGGCGUGAACAGAGGACCGCUUUGGAGCAAACAGUAGGACGACUGCAGCUUCAAUUUGCAGAAGAAAAGGACAGGCAUGCAUCUAUUGAAAGAGAUUUACAAUCAGCCCUGUCUACAACUCAAGAAGAAAUGUCAGAGGUCCUACGAAGCGGCACCCGUGACUGGAUCCUGUUACGAAAGGAAGUUACUCUUGGCAGAAAAGUCUUAGGCAAGGGAGCCUGGGGAAUUGUUAACGAGGGAAUGUUUCGCGGUUGCAAAGUUGCUGUUAAAAAAAUUCAUGACCUGAUUCUCUCUGAUCUCAACCGUCGAUUAUUUGAACGAGAAAUGAACAUUGCAUCGCGCUGUCGCCACCCAAAUCUGUUGCAGUUUAUCGGCGCUACAAAUGACGAUGGUAGUCCAUUGUUUGUCACUGAGUUACUCGAUACUUGCCUGAGGCGUUUGUUAUCCGAACGAGAAUUAACUCCCAAGGAAGUUUUGAACCUUACUUUAGACAUCGCUAAAGGUCUUAACUACCUCCAUCUUAUUAAACCGCUCCCCAUCAUUCACAGGGAUAUCAGCAGUGGAAACGUGUUGCUUUGGAGAAGAGGCGAGUGUUGGAGGGCUAAGUUGUCCGACUAUGGAGCGGCAAACUUUAUGCGACGUAGCAUGACAGCAAAUAAAGGGGCGAUAAUUUAUUCAGCACCAGAGGCUUUUACUCCAAGACAAUCACCGAAGGUGGAUGUGUACAGCUUUGGUGUCCUUCUGUGUGAGAUGUGCAUCAGAGAACAACCGGAUCCCCAAGAUCUUCCUGAUCAGAUUAAACGGGUUUCCGAUGAUACCUUCCGUCAGCUCAUUCAACGGUGCGUGGAAAAGGAGCCUGAAAAACGCCCUACUAUGGCCGAAGUAAUACUUGCUCUGGAGCAGCUCAAACAAUCAAAA
Messenger RNA from Pocillopora verrucosa, 1329 nucleotides. The record is from RefSeq and is a predicted model, not a curated record. Lineage: Eukaryota; Metazoa; Cnidaria; Anthozoa; Scleractinia; Pocilloporidae.